UUCAGCUGCUUCUUGUUACUAUGGUGACCGCUUCACCCGCUGAAUAAACGUCACUCUUGCGCGUCGGAAGACAACCGCAUAAAGAAGGUGGAACGUGAAAAUGGCGGCAGCAAAAAAGAGUGUUCUUUCUUCAUUAGCUGUUUAUGCUGAGGAUUCUGAGCCAGAAUCGGAUAGUGAAGCCGGCGGGGUAGGCAGCGAGCGAGGAACAGGCCCAGAAGAGAAAGGAGGCCUGGUGUCAGAAGGUUAUGGAGAGGAUGAUUUCAGUAAGAUGGAUGGAGAGGAAGAUGGUUAUGAUGAAGAUGAUGAUGAAAACAGUAAACAGUCGGAAGAUGACGAUUCAGAGACUGAAAAACCUGAGACUGAUGACUUAAAGGAUUUUUCAGAAGUGGAGAAGAAAGAUCCUCAGGAGCUAGUUGGUGAGUAUAAAUGAAAUUAUAGCAUGUCUGAUCCUGAAGAAGUGAGCAUUCCCCCUGGCCCCCAGGGGAGGUGUAGCAGCUACUGCCAAGACAAAAUUCAAAAACUGUAUGAGAGGAAGAUAAAAGAAGGCAUGGACAUGAACUAUAUCAUCCAAAGGAAAAAAGAGUUUCGCAAUCCUAGUAUCUAUGAGAAACUGAUCCAAUUUUGUGCAAUUGAUGAACUUGGCACAAAUUAUCCCAAGGAUAUGUUUGAUCCUCAUGGGUGGUCUGAGGAUUCCUAUUACGAGGCACUAGCAAAAGCACAGAAAAUUGAAAUGGACAAGUUGGAAAAAGCCAAGAAGGAGCGAACAAAGAUAGAGUUCGUGACUGGUACUAAGAAGGGGACGACAAAUGUUCCAUCUACUACAACAACAACAGCCAGCACUGUUGUGGGAGAUGCCCAGAAGAGGAAAAGCAAGUGGGAUUCUGCCAUUCCUGUGACGACAAUAGCUCAGCCCACCAUUCUUACUACCACUGCAACACUGCCAGCUGUCGUCACAGUGACCACAAGUGCAAGCGGCUCCAAAACAACAGUGAUCUCUGCAGUUGGCACCAUUGUGAAAAAGGCAAAGCAGUGACAAGUGCAGUGCAAAACUUCCUGAAGUCAUGCUCAGACUGAAUAAUGCCAAAAGCACCACCUUUGGAUGCAAAGGAAGGAUACUUCUCCUGCAGCAAAAAGACUAUUUUAAAUGGACAUGUCAUUCUUGAACAAGAAGGGAGUAAUAGUUGUCUUUGCAGUUGUACAUAUUUGUUCGUGAGGCUCGUCAUCUUUGUUGAUAGAGAACCUCUGCACUGUAUUGCAUGAAAUGGAAUGUUAGCAUGUAAAUAUGAGCUUAAUAAGUUACUUUAACAGGAUCCUUAAAUUCUAUGAAAUUAGAGCUGGAAAGAGAAACAUGGGUAUCAGCUAUACUGAAAUCAAUCAGUUGCAUCCCAUACCAUUGAUGAGUGAGUUAAUUUCAACUACCUGAAUAUCUUGAGCUCUCUGCCCCCAGGAAAUUAUAGACAAGAAUGACUUCCUUGAGCACAACCAUUAGUAAUAUAAUUCAGAGAUUUGUUUUCAUGCAGAUUAUUAUAGAGAUUUACACAUGUCCCUGUGUAAACUCAUUUUGUUCUGCUUUCAGCGAUCAGGCAGUUUGAAAGCUUUGAAGUUUGAGACAUCAGACAGUGAAAAUCAACACUGAAGACUGUGUCUAGUUUUUGGGAAUCAUUGUGCAGAUUCUAGCUAUGCUGGUGGGAGGGUGCUUGUGAAAGAAGGAAGCAGCAAAGAGCAUUUCCAUACUGAGUACCAUGUUAUGAGGGGACUCUGUGCACUUUCGAUGUCGGUAAGCAUGGUAGCAACCAUUGGUUACAGUUAUUAUAAAAACAG
Molecule: messenger RNA, 1821 nt
Organism: Gekko japonicus
Lineage: Eukaryota; Metazoa; Chordata; Lepidosauria; Squamata; Gekkonidae
Gene: SAP30BP
Product: SAP30 binding protein
Exons: 14
Biological process (GO): regulation of DNA-templated transcription
Cellular component (GO): nucleus
Source: RefSeq, a predicted model, not a curated record